AUGGGAGGCGGUAAAGAUGAUUCUGAUAAGGGAAUCUUUAGCCAUCUUGCGGGUAUGGCUGGGGGUAUGGCUGGUCAUUCCGGUGGUCAUCACGGAUAUCCACAGCAAGGGUAUCCUCCGCAGCAAGGGUACCCUCCGCAGCAAGGGUAUCCUCCUCAAGGAUACCCUCCACAGGGUUAUCCUCCCCAAGGAGGAUAUCCACAAGGUGGGUACCCACCACAAGGUUAUCCUCCACAAGGAUAUCCUCCACAACAAGGUCACCAUGGUGCUCCACACCAGUCAGGGCAUGGUGGCAUGGGCAUGGGGGGCAUGUUAGCCGGAGGUGCUGCAGCUGCAGCUGCUGCCUAUGGUGCUCAUAAGCUGUCACACGGAUCUCAUGGGCAUGGUGCUGCCCACUAUGGUGGACAUGGAAUCGGUCCUUUUGGAGGCGGUCAUUAUGGAGGCAAGUUUAAGGGAGGCAAGCAUGGGAAAUUCAAACAUGGAAAGCACGGCAAGCACAAGGGCGGGAUGUUCGGAGGAGGGAAAUUCAAGAAAUGGAAGUAAACUAGUUAUAGUAUCAAAAACUUCACCUGGCUUUACAGUGUGCUAAUACUCGUCUCUUUAAAUAAGACUUACUACAUGUUAUUAUGGCCUAUAGGCCUGUGAGAUGUUGUCUUGUUAUGUUGCAUCUUCAGUACUAAAUUGUGUGAGAUUCUGCAAUUGGAUUGCCCCAGAGGGCCUAAACUUUUGUUA
Messenger RNA from Lycium ferocissimum, 732 nucleotides. Its product is annotated as glycine-rich protein A3. NCBI's taxonomy places the organism in Eukaryota, Viridiplantae, Streptophyta, Magnoliopsida, Solanales, Solanaceae. The record is from RefSeq and is a predicted model, not a curated record. Bases 1 to 543 code for a protein of 180 amino acids. The transcript has 2 exons.